AUGUCGUUUUUCGGUCAGAAUCCGGCUGGCCAAGCAGCACCAAGUGGUGGUGGUCUCUUCGGAGGUCUCAAUCUCAAUACUGGUUCUGAUCCUCAGGCGAAACGAAAGUCCAUCUUCGAUGCAUCAACAUCACAAUCAGCCUCCCUAGCAACUGGCCAGCCAGCUUCUCAACCUUCACUAUUCGGUGGGCUCAACACUGCGACAUCAGCACCGGCGCCUGCAAGUGGUGGUCUGUUCAAUCUGGGUGCUCCUCCUAAGACAAGUGCUCCAUCAUUUUCCUUCGGCAAUCCCACGACUGCAGCAACUACUGCACCGUCCUCUACCGGCUUAUUUGGUGCUGCACCGGCCGCUCCCAGCGCAGGACUUUUCGGAACCCCCAACAAUGCCCCAGCCUCACAGGGAACUUCCUCGCUGUUUGGUGCUCCUUCUGCGCAGCCCGCAGCAAAUCCAACGGCAUUCGGCACAACAAGUACGCAGCAACCUCCCACGACAGGUGCGUUUGGUCAAGCAGCGUCCCGCCCUUCCGAGUCUGGUUUACCACAGAAUAGAGAUGCAGGGUACUUUAGCAGCCUGUUGGAAAGACAGAAGAAAAAGCCCCGUCUAAAAACAGAUAACAAUGGAGGGAGUGGACAACUCUCGGGGCUUAACAUGGACCUAGGAGAUCUCGCGAGAAGGGCGCAAGAACUCAGGACUCGGGGUUCGAAACCUGGAGAGUCUCUCAAUGACAGUCGAGCACACUAUCUCUUAGCCGGAUCCGGGGUUGCUCCAGGUCAAGCAUACAGAGACUUUCAAGCGGUCGGCGGCGAUGAGACAAACGCAGCUUCGAGGGCACAAGCACAGACCUAUGCCGAAGAAUCAAGUGCAUACCUCAGAGAUCUACGAGUCAAAGGCCGUGAAGCGUUGUUACGGGAAAGCAUGACCCGUGUCUAUCGAGAGGUCGACAGCUUUAUUGAAGAAAGCCUGGGUGUGGACUUUGAAGAACAAAAAAUCAGAAUCAUGGAACAUUUCGGUCUGAUUCCGCCAGAUGAGGGUCCAGAGUCAGGGGACAAUGGAAAGGCUGGAGGAGCUUUUGGGAGAUCAACCAGACGAGCAAGAGACGAAGCAGGCAAAUCUUCCCAAGGCCCAAGGAGCGUCUUUGGCCGCUCUGCGAUUGACAAGUCGAUGAUUGGUACUCCGAGUUCCGUCGCCGGCACGUCAUCUUUCUUUAAGGACGAAGGUGGCUUGUCGGCAAACCCUAACGUUCCCCGGGGUCAAAGUCUUCGUGGUCUGCGAGAAAAAGAGAAAGCUUUCUUGACUAAAAUCGACGAUCUCAACCGAGCUAGGUUAUCGGGACAGGCAUUUCCUGUGCUGCAAGUAUUUGAAGACGUCGAAGAACGAAAUGUUGGUGACAGUCCGAAACAGAUUGUGGAAGCAUAUCGAGCAUUGAGAGAGAUCACCAAAGAAGAUUCACAAGCAGUCAAGGAACGACAGUAUACAGAUGCGUACUUGGACGAAGCUAACAACUCUGCCAAAACCUUCCACCUUAGCAAGCAAAUCUUAGAAGGAUCACGAACUUACCUCGAGAAAGCUGCUUGGCGUGACAUGAAAUCCCAAAUCGAAAAGAAUGCAAGAGAAGCAGCACUGGGUGGACAGCCGACCAUUAUCAACACCGUUCGUGCUUAUAUUCGCCUCAGAGCAGCCAGGCGAGACUUGGCGCCAGAUAAUGUCGAGCUGUCACGAGCAGGUGAGAAUGGGGAUUACUGCUGGGUUCUCAUCUUCUACUUGCUCAGAUGUGGCUUUGUGAAAGAGGCCAACGAGUAUGUCGACAAUGAUGCCGCAUUCCAGUCAACGGACAAAAAGUUCGUCGCAUACUUGACAACUUAUGCAAACAGCCCAGACCGACGCCUUACCCGCAAGUUACAAGAGAUGAUUGAUGGCGAGUAUCAACAAAGACAAAAACACAGCCAGAAAAACGCAGUCGACCCAUAUCGAAUGGCCUGCUACAAGAUUAUUGGUCGGUGCGACCUCUCUCAGAAGACACUGGACACGAUCCAUCAAAGCGUAGAAGAUUUCCUGUGGCUUCAAUUUGCAUUGGCUCGCGAGGCCGACAGAUUUGAGGAGAUCUCAGGAGAGCUCUACGGCUUGGAGCAAAUCCGUGAAACUUUUGUCGAGAUUGGACAGAAGCAUUUCCAAAAGAGUCAAGUCGCAGAUUCAACCGGGUAUGGGACAUAUUUCCUGUUGCAGAUACUAGGAGGAAUGUUUGAGCAGGCUGUCGAGUAUUUACACAGCUUCAAUGCUGUCAGCGCGGUUCAUGUUGCCAUAUCACUCGCCUACUAUGGUCUACUUCGUGUGUCGGACUUUACGGUGGCAGGUAACGAGCUCAGUAGGUCAACUGAAUCCUGUGGUCAGAUCAACACUAACCAGUGCACAGUGACAUACUCAACGACACAACAGCCCCUUCUCAACUUUGUACCCUUACUAGCCUACUAUACGGGUGCGUUCCGGACGGCAAUGCCUGUUGCGGCUGUCGACUAUCUGACUUUGAUCUGCCUCAAUUCGGACCUCAAACCAGCCAGUCUGGGAAUGGUUCAUACAAAUGCGUGUCACGAGUGCUUACGUGAGCUUUGUUUGGAAACCCGUGAAUUCGCCAAACUCCUCGGCGAUAUCAGAACCGACGGAGAACGAAUACCUGGAGCGAUUGAAGAGCGGGCGAAGCUCAUCAAUCUCGACAGUCGAGACAAGUUUCUCCGGUCAAUCACCAAGCAAUCAGCCGCUACUGCUGAUCAAAGAGGACAAAUCGCCGACGCAGUAUUGUUGUACCAUCUUUGUGAGGAUUAUGAUGAUGUUGUAAGUGUACUCAACAGAGCACUUGCAGAUGCAGUCACCCUUGAUCUGGGAGAGUCUCCCAUGCAAUUGCAGCCACUCAAACCUCGUCGUCAAGAUGGGAAGAGCGAUUCAUCGAUCAGUACUCAAGGAGAUGGUCCUCAAUCGUCACUGUCAUUGACCCAGUCAACCUCAUCCCCCGUGGAACUGGCCCGAAACAUGAUCUCGCUCUACAAUAAAAACGCAGCAUAUGUGAACAAGAUUUCACCUACCAACCGUGAGACCUGUCGAGUGCUUCUCAAGCUUGUCUCAGCAAGAGCUCACCUUGAAUCCAAGCCGCCCCGAUUUAUGACCGCACUUGAGGAAUUGAACGACCUUGAUAUUCUUCCCUUGGCGGCCAAUGGAUCGAUUCCAGUGAUUCGGUCUCUCGCUACCAAGUUUGGCAGUUUGUCCCAACUACUUGCUCGAUGUAUUGGAGUGAGUGUGGUCUGGGCGGUGCGGGCAAUCGGGGGUGAACGAGACAACAUUGUACGAAAUGGUAGAUGGGAGUCGGGAUAUGGUGGUGAUGCGGACGGGACGAAAGAUCAGUUGGCUGAUAUGGCGAAGGACUUGAUGGUUUUUGCCGGACUGGUCAAAUAUAAGUUGCCAGGGCGUGUGUAUGAUAUGUUGACACGUGCUGGGGGCGACGUUGGCGGCUUUUAG
This is a messenger RNA of Exophiala bonariae, 3504 nucleotides long. RefSeq lists its product as uncharacterized. Gene Ontology annotation, biological process: protein import into nucleus; poly(A)+ mRNA export from nucleus. The transcript has a single exon. Lineage: Eukaryota; Fungi; Ascomycota; Eurotiomycetes; Chaetothyriales; Herpotrichiellaceae. Gene Ontology annotation, cellular component: nuclear pore. The record is from RefSeq and is a predicted model, not a curated record. Bases 1 to 3504 code for a protein of 1167 amino acids. Gene Ontology annotation, molecular function: structural constituent of nuclear pore.